AUGGGGUGCAUCCCCUCGCGUGCGGCGUCUCGGUCCGCCGCGCCAGCGUCCACGCCGGCGCCCGCGUCCACGCCCAGCCCCUGGAGCGAUCUACCGCUGGAGCUGCUCGUCGAGGUCUCUGACCGCCUGCAGCACGCCACCGACUUCGUCCGCUUCCACGCCGUCUGCAGGCCGUGGCGCGACGCGGCGGCGCUGCUCUCCCGCCGCACCUGCCUGCCGUGGGUUCUCACGUUGUGCAACGACGAGAUGCUACACUCCAUCAUCGACUUUCAUCACCCCCUCGAGACGCCGCACGACGGGCACCGCGACUUCAUCCUCGCCGAUCCACCAACUGCGCCACGUGCCAAUAACAGAAUCAGAAUCUGGGUGGCUAGCGCGGAUGGCACGGCUACCUGGCUCUUCCUUGCGAGUCCCCAGCCGAGACUCGUCGACAUUCUUACCGGAGCCGUCAAGCCCUUACCUCCCUUCCCAGACGAUGAAAGAAUGUCCAUGGAGAAUUUGCGCGGCGUCGUCUAUGGCGAUGGUACUGUUUUUCUCUACAACUUUAUUAACAGGUACCCCUCAGAGUCCAUUACGGGGGCUAUCAUGUGUCCCGGCAGUGUGACCUGGACGGUCAUGACAAAGAGGUUGAAAUCGUUUCGACAACCCUAUGCCAUGUACCAUGAUGGCAAGGUCCUAGUGUUGGAUGGUGAUUCUCUGUGGUGCUUCAUGAUGACGACGGACUUGGAAGCCAACGACGGUGAUGUCGGCAGCAGACUCGAGUCGAGUUGGGAUCUAUAUGGAGAUAUACAUUAUUCUCAUGAAUGUAGCUACAUCUUGGAGUCACACAGUGAGUUGUUGAUGGCAUCCGUCCUUGCGAGACCGUCUUUGUGUCGUUACGAAUGCAGCAAUCCAGAGCCCGCGCUGCGGGUGAUGGUGCGCACAUUGCAGAAAGAGUCUGGCGGUAGCAAGAUGCAGUGGGUGGAGAGAGACAACCGGAGCCUAGGCAACCACAUUAUGUUCCUUGGAACUCCUGCCAGCUUCACGGUGAAGCUGGACGAAGGGGGCGGGUGUGCCUACUUUGUCUAUUGGGGUGGCGUGUUUAGGUACAGCUUUUUCGAUGAUGAAACCAAGGUUGUCAAGAGGUUGCGUCCUGGAUGCUGUGCUGGAGAGGUGUAUGUGUGGCUUCGCCCUAGCCUACAAAUUACUCCCAUCCAAGAAAUUAAAGAGAGGCUAGAGGCUCGAGGCUUGAAACAAGAUGAAAAAGGAUUGCUUUUCGAAGUGAAAUAG
Molecule: messenger RNA, 1269 nt
Organism: Triticum turgidum subsp. durum (durum wheat)
Lineage: Eukaryota; Viridiplantae; Streptophyta; Magnoliopsida; Poales; Poaceae
Source: the annotation of a GenBank genome assembly